AUGUCAAUCCCACAAGAAUGCACUGUUUUGGUAGUAGGUGGCGGGCCUGGCGGGUCUUAUGCUGCCUCAGUUCUGGCAAGGGAAGGUAUUUCCACCGUCUUGUUGGAAGCUGAUUUUUUUCCUCGGUCAGUCAAGAAUGGGGCAUCUUUCAGCUACAACAGCAAGCCCGCAGCAUACACAAACUUCCUUGCGUUUGGAGGACAUGCUUGGAAUGUUGUCCGUUCUGAGUGCGAUGAAAUUCUUUUCGAGCACGCUAAAGAUAGUGGGGCCAAAGUAUUCGAUGGAGUCAAGGUCAACGCGGUCGAAUUCAAGUCAAUUGGCUGCCAGAAAGGCCAUGGUGAUUCGGAGCCAGAACGUCCCGUGUCAGCUUCCUGGAGAUCCAAGGACAAAAGCGCCAGUGGUACGAUAAAGUUCGACUACCUAGUGGAUGCGAGUGGCCGAGCUGGUCUCAUCAGUACCAAGUACAUGAAGAACCGCAGUUACAAUGAGGGUCUCAAAAACAUUGCCACAUGGGGAUAUUUCAAAGAUGCUGGGACAUAUGGGAAGGGUACCCCUGCAGAAGGUGAUCCGUUUUUCCUCGUCUCAAAGCAGACCAGCUUCACAGCAAGAAAGAAGGCAAUGAAAUCACCGAAUACGAAGGACUUUUUUAUGCAGAACGUACAUGAUGCCCCAAUGAUCUCUGAACUAAUCGAAAAUGCCGAGCUUAUUUCUGAAAUCAAGUCUGCCACCGACUGGUCAUACAGCGCCACAAAAUACGCUUGUCCCUACAUUCGCAUUGUUGGAGAUGCCGGGUGUUUCAUCGACCCUCUGUUCUCUUCGGGAGUACAUUUGGCAUUUACUGGAGCUCUGUCUGCUUCUGCCUCAAUCUGCGCGGCGAUCAAAGGAGACUGCAGCGAAGAGAUAGCAGCUAACUGGCACUCGGAGAAGAUCAGAGAGUCUUAUACGAGGUUUCUGCUUGUGGUAACCAGUGCAUACGCCCAAAUCACAGGGCUGGAGAGUCCUGUAUUGAAUGAGUAUGACGAAGAAAACUUUGAUCGUGCUUUCAGCUUUUUCCGACCCAUUAUCCAAGGAACCGUGGAAGUAGGUGGAGAAAAGUUGAGUACAGAGGAAGUGGCCGAUUCAGUGGAAUUCUGUAUGCGCGUGAUUCGCAAGGUAGACGGCACUAUGAAAAUGUUCACAGAUAGAGAGGAGCUGGGCAAAGAUAAGUUGGGCGAGCUAACCUGUGAUCGCAUCAAGAAAGAGGAGCUCAAGUUGGAUCUGAACAAAUUUCGCGAUGAUAUUGUACAAGGAAUGACGGUCAAUCUUCAGCAAGGGGCCCUUGGACUAAUUCAAGCUGCUUCAUAA
Messenger RNA from Penicillium cosmopolitanum, 1344 nucleotides. RefSeq names its product NAD(P)/FAD-dependent oxidoreductase. Gene Ontology annotation, molecular function: FAD binding; catalytic activity. Bases 1 to 1344 code for a protein of 447 amino acids. The record is from RefSeq and is a predicted model, not a curated record. The transcript has 5 exons. NCBI's taxonomy places the organism in Eukaryota, Fungi, Ascomycota, Eurotiomycetes, Eurotiales, Aspergillaceae.